AUGUUCGCCGCCGCACGUCAGUCCGCCCUCCGCACAGCGCGAACACAGCUUCGGCAGUCGCAGCCCACCGUCGUACCCCAAUACUCGGCCUUCGCACGGUUCGCGUCAACAUUCGCCAUUCUCGAGCAAAAGGAGGGAAAGAUUGUAUCACAGUCAUUGGCCGCCAUCACGGCAGGAACAAAACUCGGAGGCUCAAUAACAGCCUUCGUCGCUGGAAGUGGGGUCAAGUCGGCCGCAGAUGAGGCAGCCAAGUCAAAGGGUGUAGAGAAGGUCAUCUACGUUGAGAAUGGAGCAUAUGACAGGUGUCUUCCUGAGAACUAUGCGCCACUCCUGGUUGAAAACAUCAAGAAGGGUGGAUACACACACGUCGUUGCCGGUCACUCAGCAUUUGGAAAGAACAUAAUGCCACGUGUCUCGGCGCUGUUGGAUACACAGCAAAUAUCAGACAUUACCGGCAUUGAAGGUGAAGACACAUUUGUCCGCCCGAUCUACGCUGGUAACGCCAUCAUGACAGUUCAAUCGUCGGAUAGCACCAAGGUUAUCACCGUCCGAGGCACCGCAUUCCCCGUGCCCGAGACCGAAGGCGGAAACGCAACAGUGGAGGAGGGCAUUGACCCCAAGGCCGAAUGCUCGACAGAGUGGAUAUCCGAAGACCUCCAGAAGUCCGACCGUCCAGACCUUGGCUCGGCAGAGAAAGUUGUCUCGGGAGGUCGUGGUCUGAAGUCCAAGGAGGAGUUCGACAAGCUCAUGCCACCACUAGCAGAUGCGCUCGGUGCGGCUAUCGGUGCAUCAAGAGCAGCGGUCGACAGUGGCUUUGCAGACAACAGUUUACAAGUAGGCCAGACUGGAAAGAACGUUGCGCCACAAUUAUACCUGUGUGCUGGUAUCUCUGGUGCUAUUCAGCAUCUGGCAGGCAUGAAGGACAGCAAGGUUAUUGCAGCUAUCAACAAGGAUGCCGAGGCACCCAUCUUCCAGGUCGCAGACGUCGGUCUCGUUGGAGAUCUUUUCGAAAAGGUCCCAGAGUUGACCGAGAAGCUCAAGUCGCAGUAA
Messenger RNA from Alternaria arborescens, 1050 nucleotides. RefSeq names its product putative electron transfer flavoprotein subunit alpha. Lineage: Eukaryota; Fungi; Ascomycota; Dothideomycetes; Pleosporales; Pleosporaceae. The record is from RefSeq and is a predicted model, not a curated record. The coding region runs from base 1 to 1050 and encodes 349 amino acids. The transcript is spliced from 3 exons. Gene Ontology annotation, molecular function: electron transfer activity; flavin adenine dinucleotide binding. Gene Ontology annotation, cellular component: mitochondrion.